AUGCUGGCGGUGGCCACCAGAGCAGGGCGGCGCUCCCUCCGCCGCCUUUCCCUCCUUCCAUUGUCCUCAUCCCAUUCCUCUGGUCUCGCCGGCGAGACGCGGACGCAGAAGCUGGAGCGGAUCGCCGACGAGCUCCUCGACCUGAACAAGCUCGAGAGGUACGAUUACUCCAUCCUCUUCCGCCUCAAGCUGGGGCUCAACCGUUGGGGUCCCGCCGGCGGAGGGGUCCAGACGCCGUCGUCUGGUGGCGCCGGGACUGAGAAGGGAGCGGCGGCAGCGGUGGCGGAGAAGACGACCUUCGACGUGAAGCUGGAGAAGUUCGACGCGGCGGCGAAGAUCAAGGUGAUCAAGGAGGUGAGAGGUUUCACGGACCUAGGGCUGAAGGAGGCCAAGGAACUGGUGGAGAAGGCACCUGUGGUAGUGAAGAAGCAGCUAACGAAGGAAGAGGCUGAGAAGAUCGCCGCCAAACUGAAAGAAAUCGGGGCGACAGUUGUCCUGGAGUGA
Molecule: messenger RNA, 504 nt
Organism: Spirodela intermedia
Lineage: Eukaryota; Viridiplantae; Streptophyta; Magnoliopsida; Alismatales; Araceae
Source: the annotation of a GenBank genome assembly